Diabrotica balteata is the source of this 1212-nucleotide messenger RNA. The record is from the annotation of a GenBank genome assembly. NCBI's taxonomy places the organism in Eukaryota, Metazoa, Arthropoda, Insecta, Coleoptera, Chrysomelidae.
AUGGAAUCUGAAGAACAUACAAUGGCAUUAAAAGUGAUGAGGCUAACUAGACCUACCUUAGCAAGUCCCCUUCCCAUUACUUGUGAUAGUAAAGAUUUGCCAGGUAAUUUACUAAAUAACGCCUUGCAGCAAGAUCCUACUUCUGUAGAAGGCACUGAAACCUUAUCUGUAGGACAAUUUUUGCUUUUACCACAGACUCCAGUUAAUAUAUAUUUAGGGGAAACUUUCUCCAGUUAUAUCUGUGUUUAUAGUGAAUCUAAAGAAACUGUUAAAAAUGUUAAUGUUAAAGUUGAUUUGCAAACAAGUGCCCAAAGAUUAUCAUUGUCUUCGAAUCCAACUACAGAUCAACUUCCUCCUGAUAAAACAAUUGAUAUUGUUAUACAUCAUGAAGUAAAAGAAAUAGGAACACAUAUUUUAAUAUGUGAAGUUACAUAUCAACCAUCAGAUGGUGCGCCCAUGUCAUUUAGAAAAUUUUUCAAAAUUAUGGUUUUAAAGCCAUUAGAUGUUAAGACCAAAUUCUAUAAUGCUGAAAAUGACGAUGUAUAUUUAGAAGCACAAGUACAAAAUAUAACAGCUGGUCCUAUAUGUUUAGAAAAAGUUGCUCUAGAUGCUUCACAUUUAUUUAAUGUGGUUUCAUUAAAUUCAAAUACAAAAGGUGACAGUAUAUUUGGCAAAAUGACUAUUCUUCAACCUCAAGCUAUUUGCCAAUUCCUUUAUUGUUUAGUGCCUAACGAAAAAUUAUCGUCAGAUUUAAAAUCAUUAAGUGGAGCAACAAAUAUCGGUAAAUUGGAUAUUGUCUGGAGAUCCAAUUUGGGUGAAAGGGGAAGAUUGCAAACUAGUCAACUUCAAAGGAUGAGUCCUGAAUAUGGAGAUAUAAGAAUGACAAUAGUAGAACUGCCAAAUUUUGUUACUUUAGAGGAACUUUUUACUUUUAAAUGCAAACUUAUUAAUAAUUGUGAGCGGACAGUUGAGCUUAUUAUUUAUUUAGAAAACGUAGAAGGUAUUGGGUGGUGUGAUAUUUCUGGAAGACAAUUAGAACCUCUGCUUCCACAUUCUCAUACCGUUUUAGAAUUCAGAUGCAUUCCAUUGCUCCCAGGACUGAGAACACUUUCGGGAAUAAAAUUACUGGAUACGUUCCUAAAACGUACAUAUACCUAUGAUGAAUUAGGUCAGAUUUUUGUUGUGGCCGAUCAUAAUACAAAACAGACAUAA